AUUUCGUUGAUAUUAAGUAUUCAACACAUAAGCUAUUUACUAUCUCCAAUCGAUCGCCAUUUCACCAAACUCGAUCUGUCCAGCAUCACACUAGCAACUAUGGAACCAGCCAGCCAUGUCGCCAUAGUCCCAACUCCAGGUCUAGGGCACCUGAUACCCCUCCUCGAGCUGGCGAAACAACUUGUCGUCCACCACAACUUCGCCGUCACUUUCUUCAUUCCCAACGACGGCACGAACCUCGCACCACAAAAGAAAGUCCUGCAAGCUGCGCCGGAGGCCAUUUCCGCCAACUUUCUCCCUCCCGUUAGCUUCGACGACCUCCCAUCAGACACUGCAAUGGAAACCAAGAUAGCUCUUACCUUGACUCGGUCGCUCUCGGCUAUCCGUGACUCGGUUAAAGCCCUAGCCGAGUCGACUAAGCUGGUGGCGCUUGUUGUUGAUCUCUUUGGUUCUGAUGCCUUUGAUGUGGCCAAUGAGUUUAAUGUACUGCCCUUCCUUUUCUUCCCUAUUAAUGCGAAGAGUUUGUGGUUUGUGUUUGAGUUACCGAACCUUGACGAGACUACUACGGGUGAGUACAGGGAUAUGCCUGAACCGGUUCAGCUUCCGGGUUGUGUGCUGCUCCAUGGUAGAGACUUCCCAGACCCGGUUCAAGAUCGGAGCAAUGAGGCUUAUAAGGCGGUGGUCCGCAUCAGCAAGAAGUAUACGUCCGCUGCUGGGAUCUUGGUGAAUAGCUUUGCGGAUUUGGAACAGGGUGCUUUCAAGGCAUUCAAGGAGCAAGGACCAGGUCUCGGUCUUCCGCCGGUUUACCCGGUCGGACCGUUGAUACAGGGCAGUACGGCGGAGGUGGGUGAGAAUGAGUGCUUGAGCUGGUUGAAUGCUCAGCCAAAGGGGUCGGUGUUGUUUGUUUCGUUUGGAAGUGGUGGAACCCUCACUAGUGAGCAAAUGACAGAGUUGGCUUCAGGGCUUGAAAUGAGUAGGGUCAGAUUUAUUUGGGUUGUUAGGAGUCCGCAUGAGAAACUGAAGAAUGCUUCUUAUUUUGGUGCUCAAACUUCCAACGAUCCUUUGAGUUUUCUACCCCAAGGGUUCUUAGAGAGAACCAAAGAUGUAGGUCUUGUGGUAACCUCUUGGGCUCCCCAGGUUCAAAUUUUGAGUCACCCGUCGACGGGCGGGUUUUUGACUCGUUGCGGGUGGAAUUCGACCCUGGAAAGCAUUGUGCAUGGUGUGCCUUUGAUCGCUUGGCCACUCUAUGCAGAGCAAAAGCUGAACGCAGUUUUGCUUGCUGAAGACAUAAAGGUAGCAUGUAGGGUUAAGGUGAAUGAAAGGGGCAUAGUGGAGAGUCGUGAUAUUGCGAAAUAUGCAAAGGAACUUAUCGAAGGCGAUGAAGGAAAGUUGCUCAAGAAGAAAAUCAUGGAGCUUAAAGAGGCGGCCAAGGUUGCUCUGAGCCAAGAUGGAUCCUCUACAAGAUCACUUGCGGAGGUAGCCGAUAUAUGGAACGGAACUGUGGCCUGAUCCGAUUUGUCAAUUUAUAUUUUCUUGCAAAUUAAACGAGACAUUGUCGUCUUU
Argentina anserina (silverweed cinquefoil) is the source of this 1563-nucleotide messenger RNA. RefSeq names its product hydroquinone glucosyltransferase-like. The transcript has a single exon. Gene Ontology annotation, molecular function: UDP-glycosyltransferase activity. The record is from RefSeq and is a predicted model, not a curated record. NCBI's taxonomy places the organism in Eukaryota, Viridiplantae, Streptophyta, Magnoliopsida, Rosales, Rosaceae. The coding region runs from base 100 to 1509 and encodes 469 amino acids.